Molecule: messenger RNA, 1423 nt
Organism: Macroventuria anomochaeta
Lineage: Eukaryota; Fungi; Ascomycota; Dothideomycetes; Pleosporales; Didymellaceae
Exons: 3
Coding region: 217-1023 (268 amino acids)
Source: RefSeq, a predicted model, not a curated record
AUCUCCGUCUUGUGCUGCCUCAAGUCAAGUCUGUCUGGCAUUUACCUUUUGAUUCGAUUCAAUUCAAUUGCUUCACUGUAGAUUGUUGCCUCUUCCAUCACUCCUUCCGUGCCCCGCCCCGCAAACGUCAUCUGGACCCUGAGCCACAGGCAGCGACGCACACAGCAACUUUCCCUGCUCAUCGCGCAACCCUCAACACCACACUCCAUAUCCACAAUGCGUUUCUCGACAACAGCUGUUCUUGCCCUGCCGGCGCUCACUCUCGCCGAGCAGCAAAUUCCCCUGCUCGACAAGGUCAAGGGCUUCUUCAACCAGGCGACCGCAUCUGUGGCCUCAGUCAUCCCCUCUGCGCCUUCAGUGCCCUCUGCGCCUGUCGAGGCCGCAGCAGCCAAGGCCGCCGCCGCUGUCCAGCAUGACCUGACCCUCGAGAACUGGAAGGAAGUUCUGACUGUCGACCCCACCGUCAGCGCGCCUGCGACACAGGAAUGGCUUAUCUUCGUUACUGGCGGCAACAACACAUGCUACGGUUUCUGUGGGCCUGCUGAGAAGGCGUGGAACGCAUCCGUCCCUGUCAUCGCCGUCCAGCCCUCUUCGCCCAAGCUCGGCUUCAUCGACUGCGAGAAGGAGAACAUCCUGUGCAACUCGUGGUCUGUCGGCGCGCCCUCGCUGAUCAAGUUCCGCAUUCCCAAGCCGUUGGCCGACCAGUCUGCGCCCGUUCCUGAGUUCCGCUACAAGCCCCUGAACCGCACCUCGACCACCACCGAGACCUUCAAGGAGCUUGUUGUCGACAACAAGAUUGACGAACUUGCGCCUUACGAGGGUCUCUUCCACCCCUUCAACGGCCUGCUCCAGCAGUACGGCCUUGCCAUUCCUUACGGCUACGCUACCUGGGGAUUCUCGAAGAUGCCGUCUUGGUUGCCCAUGAUCCUUAUCUCGUUCUUCAGCAGGACCUUCAUGAGUAAGCGCAUGAACCCUGGAGCCCCCGCUCAGCAAGGCGGUGCCGCGCCAGCGGCCGCUCGCUAGAGUCCAGCAUCUUUGCGCGAACACAGCGGUAGUAUGAACUGAUCGUCGUGACUAAUGUACAUGGACAUGCCUUCUCGACUGUUAGAUAUCACUGUAUUCUCGAGGGAUGCCGGGGUCAGCACGCAUCGUCGUGGUGCUCUUUGGACGAGUGGAAACCCGCUGUCGUUGGGUACCAUGGUUGACAAGGAUGCAUUGCCAUAGAUUCUUGUACUAUCGACAGCGGUUUCCGUUCGUUCGAAGAGUGCCAUGACUGAUGCGUGCUGACCCCGGCAGUCUGCAAUGGCUUCGCCUCUUUAGUGGACGAAAGCGUGCUAUGCAAAAGGGCGAACAAAAUUUGGGGUGAUUAGCAUUGAGCGUAGUUAGGAUAACAAGACAACAUGAACGAUAAGAUCAAUCCCUG